This is a messenger RNA of Daphnia magna, 2431 nucleotides long. Its product is annotated as agrin. The transcript has 9 exons. The record is from RefSeq and is a predicted model, not a curated record. The coding region runs from base 246 to 1772 and encodes 508 amino acids. Lineage: Eukaryota; Metazoa; Arthropoda; Branchiopoda; Diplostraca; Daphniidae. Gene Ontology annotation, molecular function: protein binding.
GAGAGAAAGAGAAAGAAAAACUGUGAAGCAGUCGAGACGGACGGUUCACUCACGUGGCGGUCGUUGAACGUGUAGCAUCUGAUUGUCGUCUCCAUCUGGCCCGUCAUUUUCUGUCUUGAACGAAAGACAUUUGUCUGUUAUCGUCUACCCGGUUCAAAAUCAAGUUCGUCUUUUCCACUUCCACGUAAACAAGUCGACAGCAGCUGUUCGCAUCGAUCGACAAGAAAAAAACAAAACAAAACACAAUGUGCCGCUCUUCGUACUUUGCAGAGUCGUUUGUCCUCUUCCUCGUAUUAGCCGGAGGUGCCCGGGCGGCCUGGGAGGGCAGUUCGUGCCCGCGUUUCUGCCCGAAAGAGAACAAGCCAGUGUGCGGCAGUGAUGGUGUCAUCUAUACCAACGAGUGUGACCUCUACCGUCGCAAUUGCGGUCUUGAGGUUGAGACGGUGGAGGACAAGAUGUGCACCCGAUCGCGUGGAUCUUUCUGCGGCAACAAAUGCAACCUAGACCGUGACUUGGUGUGCGGUUCCGAUGGGCGUACCUAUCUCAACAGCUGCGUCCUCAAGGUGGAGACUUGCAAGCGGGGCAUUCGCUUGUCUCACGUCGGUCCGUGUAUGAACGCGACAGCGUUAGAGGAGCCUUGUCCCGAACAAUGCAGUCCGAACGAUCGGGACGGACCCGUUUGCGCUUCCAACGGCAACGUUUACAAGUCGAUCUGCGAGAUGAAACGCCACACAUGCGGGCAAGGUGUUGUCAAAACGUCGGAGAAAUUUUGCCAAACGACCAGUCAUUGUAAAGAGAUCUGCUGGAAGGCCUCCAAAGCUGUUUGCGGUUCCGAUGGUCAUAUCUACGCCAGCAGCUGCCAGAUGAAGGUCAAGAACUGCGGGCGUCACGUUUUCGAGAUUCCCAUCAGCAACUGCAUCCCGCAAGAGCGUGCCAUCACCAACUGCCCGGCCGAAUGCGACAGCGCCGAUCCUCAAGAGGUUUGCGGUUCCGAUGGAAACAUUUACGCCAGCCCGUGCGAGCUCCGGAUGCUCAACUGUGGUCUGAUACGCUUAUUUAGGCCAAACAACGAUAAGGUUAUUGCCGUGGAUUGGCUCCGUUGCGCAGCCAAGGCGGCUCGUUGUUCGCUGCUGACUUGCAAAGACGAUCCGGAGAAUCCCGACUACGUUUGCGGUAGCGACGGACGCACCUACGCUUCGCCUUGCCACCUUCGUAUGGCUUCGUGCACUCGGGGUACUGAAUUAGCUCAUGUCGGCGCGUGCAUGAAGAUCACUCCCGAUAAUCAAUGCGUGGAAUCGUGCCCUGAGCAGCGGGAGUCUGACCUUCCAGUGUGCGGAUCCGACGGCAACGUCUACAGAACUGAAUGCGAGAUGAAGAAACAAACGUGCGGCCAGCACGUCAUUCCCGUGGCUCUUCACCAUUGCACGGCCACCGAGUCUUGUAAUAACCAAUGCGACCGUAAAGUGCAAUCCGCCUGCGGCAGUGAUGGCAAAAUCUACCGCAAUUUGUGCGAGAUGCGCGGCAAAAACUGCGGGAAAUACGUGUACGAGGUGCCGAUGGCCCGUUGCCUGGCCCUGGCCGGUUUCCGCUUCACUGGUUGCAAUCGCAUCUGUCCUACCGAGUACGAUCCCGUUUGCGGGACGGAUCGCAAAACCUAUUCCAACGAAUGUUUUCUUCAACUGGAGAACUGUCGCUCUCGAUCUUUAGUCGUCAAAAAGUAUCACGGAAAAUGCGGAGAGCCCGUCGCAGAACCCAAGGCUUAUAUCUAUUGAAUUGAACCUAUACAGAUAGACUAAAGAGGAGCUUUCCUUUUGACGAUCGUCAUGCGUUCUCUGAUUUUUCAUUUUUUAUUUUGCCUGUGCGAGUUUUUGUUACGCAAUCAGGACAUGCAACAAUCGCGCAGUUGUUGACGUUCUAUUUACCCCUAUCGGAUGAUAAAGGUUCUUUUAUUUAAAUAUUUUUUAAAGGGACGAUUGAUUUGUGAGUGAAGGACGUUUUUUUUUUAUAAAAUUUGAAUUUGAUUUACGGUAGUAUUUAAAUCGUUAAAUAUAACUUUUUGCCAUAUUUUUCAACGCGAUUUUCGAUUUUGAAUACUAUUCUACACGAAAUAUGUAGCAGUUUGAUACUUGAUACCCGCUUCAGCUCGCACGACUUAUCGAUUUAAGAUACUCCGUCCAUAAGAAGAAAAAACGAAAAUGUAAUGCGCAGAUGUUAAGUAUUAAUCAUCGCAUUCUUUCCUCUUCUCGCUAAACAAUUUGCUGUUGAUUGCAUUUUGCGGCAGAUCCGAGAAUUGAACGCUCCCUUUUUUUCUGUUUUUCGUCUCUUGUUUUUUGUUUUUGUUCUGUUUGAAUUUUUUUUAACGGUGUUUUCUGUAAUCAACAAACAAAAAGAAACAAAAAACGAAGUUCAGCAAUAAAUAGUUGAAGCCCCA